GAAUCGCACGCCUGUCGACUUCAAUACCUUGAGGGGUAUGCCCUGGGGUUUCUAACAGGCUCUGAAUAGGUCAUUCAAAGGUCAUUGCUGAACUUCAGCUGCAGCUACUUACGAAUUGACACCUUGUCUCCUAUAUAGAUGGUUUUCAUGGGACUCGAAUGUAUGUCCGUGCAAUGAGCCUACAGUCAGCCCAUCUCAAGUUUAGUCGCUUCGAAGCCCAAGUUACUAUUGUUCGCUUCCGUGAUUUUGCCGGAAGAAUGUUCUGAUGUUUUAAUACCGACCACCGUUUAAAAUGGCCCAGUUCGGAAGGGAUAGUUCAGGAAGAAGAUGGUUCCCUCCAAAUCGCUUUCAUUUCUUCUUACCCUGCCGACGCUUGCCUUGCUCUCGCUGACAGCGACUGCUUUGCCUCAUCCACGAGCAGCGUCGAAUACGGCUACCCUCAAGCUCUCCGUUAGAAUCAACUCCAAUGGGGUCAAGAACAUCGCUGCCGCAGAUCGAGCUCGAUUCCGAGUCUUGCAAGCUAGCGGCAGCUCUUCAGUUAAUGCAACCAAUGAUGGGACGACAUACACUGCUGAUGUUGGCGUAGGGAGUCCCGCAACGUACUACACACUCCUGGUAGACACUGGAAGCUCAAAUACCUGGAUCGGGGCCAACAAGGCUUACGAGCCGACUUCCACGAGCCAAGACACAGGCGGUCAAUUCUCCGUUACAUACGGCAGCGGUUCCGUUUCUGGAGAGGAAUACUUGGACACCGUAACGCUCAACUCUGAUCUGGUCAUCGAGAAUCAAUCUAUUGGUGUUGCAUCUCAAUCCUCAGAGUUGUAUGGUCUGGAUGGACUUCUUGGCGUUGGACCAGUCGACUUGACGGAAGGCACCGUCACUAAUGUAAAUGAAGUUCCGACUGUGACGGACAACCUUUAUACGCAGGGAACAAUUGGUUCGGAAGUACUCGGGGUGUUCUUCGCACCUGCUUCUUCUGAUGAUAGCAGCGGCGAGCUCACAUUUGGCGGUUAUGAUGCCUCCAAAAUUACUGGAGACAUCAACUAUGUGUCGAUCACAUCAACAUCUCCAGCGAGUGGAUAUUGGGGCAUUGAUCAAUCCAUCAGCUAUGGGUCUACGUCCAUCUUGACCGAGACCGCUGGUAUCGUCGAUACCGGAACUACCCUCAUUCUCAUUGCCAGUGAUGGCUUCAGCAAAUAUCAGUCUGCGACGGGGGGAACUCUCGAUGAGACCACUGGCUUGUUAAAGAUCACAUCCGACCAAUACGACAAGCUCUCAUCCUUGUACUUCACUACUGGCGGCGUUACUUAUGAGCUUACCCCCAACGCGCAAAUUUGGCCUCGAUCGUUAAACAGCGAUAUUGGCGGUACCACCGAUAGCAUAUACUUGGUUGUUGCUGACAGCGGGACCACGUCUGGUUCUGGUUUGGAUUUUACAAACGGCUACUGUUUCCUCGAGCGUUUUUACUCGGUGUAUGACACGGCGAACUCCCGGGUCGGGUUCGCCACGACUGAGUACACCGAUGCUACGUCGAAUUAACUUCCUCCCACGACAAGAUCACGGUUCUACUCAUUUACAUGACGAGCGUUACUUGAAUUUCUUGUGUAUGAUGUCAUCGUUGCAUGGAUGAGAGCAGUGUAGGAUUGACCGGACUCUGGUGAUGUUUUUUUUCAUGUAUUUCAUGUUGGCUCAGAAUGAGGUUGACCCCAGUAUGUACAGUAGAGUUAUGAAGCCUUGCAAUCGAAGUUGGUUUCCUGUGCACCCUAGGAAGAUGUUGAUCGGAACUGGUUC
Molecule: messenger RNA, 1791 nt
Organism: Suillus clintonianus
Lineage: Eukaryota; Fungi; Basidiomycota; Agaricomycetes; Boletales; Suillaceae
Product: acid protease
Exons: 5
Coding region: 328-1539 (403 amino acids)
Biological process (GO): proteolysis
Molecular function (GO): aspartic-type endopeptidase activity
Source: RefSeq, a predicted model, not a curated record